AUGACCGGGACACAGAUGGGCGGCGGCGGCGGCGGCGGUGGCGUCUGGCUUUCUCUUUUUUCUUCUGCUCUUUCCGAGGCUGUCAUGUCUGAUAGUGGGAAAUUCAUCUAUCUAUCUACUCAGCAGAACCCGAAAUACCCAUUAGCCGGUUUCCCUCUCUAUCUCUUUCUGUGUUCUAUCUUCCGUUCCAGCAGUCCCUUGAACUUGCAUGAUGCUGUCAACCAACCCAACUUGCUCUCAACCCUGGUCUUUGGUCUCGUUACUCAAUUGCGUGAGUCUGACUUGGUCAUUUAUAUCAAUCUGGCUGUACUCCCUCGCCUUGUCCCUUGA
Messenger RNA from Neurospora tetraspora, 330 nucleotides. RefSeq lists its product as uncharacterized. Bases 1 to 330 code for a protein of 109 amino acids. Lineage: Eukaryota; Fungi; Ascomycota; Sordariomycetes; Sordariales; Sordariaceae. The record is from RefSeq and is a predicted model, not a curated record. The transcript is spliced from 3 exons.